AUGGCCAGCCUUUGGCAGCAGUGGCCCGUCACCGACGGCCCCGACGCCGACGCGUCCGAGACCGCUGCCGCGGACGGUGCCGAUGACAGCCCCGGCGGCGGCUGCGCCUCCACGGCCGAGACGGGGGCCUCCGACGCCGCCACGCAGCAGCCGACGGAGGCGGAGGAGAGCCGGGACCAAUCCGAGCCGCAGAACAGCGAUGCACACUCUGAGAAGAACUUUCCAGAGGAUGCUCUGGAGAACCCUGACCAUGGUGACCAUGACACAGCACAAGACCAGGUUGUCAUUGAUCACCAGGAGCCCCCAUCAGAGGAAGCCAUUCCACAGGAGGAGCCCAAAAAGGUGGAAGUCCAAGAAGCGGAGGAAGUGGAGACAGUUGAGGCCGAAGAAGCCGUGCAAGAGGAUGAAGACGAUGAAGAUGUGGAAGGCAUGCCAGAAGAUGAGAUGCCAGAAGAUGAGGAAGAUGUUCCUUUUGAGGAGGAGGCGCUUUCGGAAGGCCAAGAGGGCGGUCAGGACGAUUUCGCCAAUGACGAGCCUUCGGAUGAGCCUGAGGGCUUUCCCGAUGAGCUCGAGCCGUUGAACGUCACGCGGGACGAAGGGCCACGCGGAGAUGCCAAGAAAAAGAAGAAGAAGGCUCCCAAGAAGGGCGGGAACGGAAGUCACGGAAGUCGCAGCCGUCAAGUGGCAGUGCCAAGAUCUCGUGUGCGACCGCCGAAGAACCAGAAGGAAGAAAACACGAAGGAGGUGCUCAAAGAUGCUCGUAGCAGAAGCCUUGGGCCCGCUGCUCUCUUUCUGGUCAUUUUGCUGGUCGUGGCAGCGAUGGUUCUCAUGGCCCCACGGCAAAAGGAAACGCCAAGAGGAAAAACAACAGGACGAGACGCACGAAGCUCAAUACCUGACCAUUGCACUGCAGAGAUUCCAUCCAAUGUGCAGCUGAUUCCAGAGGGGCGAACGCCCCCAGCGCCGCCAACCGGUGGAGUUCUGCCAAGGAUCUCCUUGUAUUCGCCCUGUUUGUGGAACAACUACGGCAAGGCAGCCAAGAACUGGGCUCCGAGUGCGCUGUGGUCUUGGAGGAAGACGCGGCCGGGGGAGAUGGAAGUUCUUGAACUUCAACACCCCCAUGAACGACCUUUGCACAUUCUCAACGUCACGGGAUCCACUCAGAAGCAACGGGGCCAGAUUUACAAGGCUGUGACGCGGAAUAUUUUUCCAAAAUUUGGAGAGUUGAAUGAAGAGACCUAUGGAUGGUACCAGGCACAGUAUAGUACCGGUCUGGUAGUAAUGCUGCCAGACCCUGCUGCUCGACUGCCUUGUGGACGAAAAACCCCCGGGGAUGGGAAGGUCAGCCAGGUUUCCCAGUGUCGAUGGUGUCCAAAAGCUGCUGCUAUCCCAAGUUAA
This is a messenger RNA of Cladocopium goreaui, 1398 nucleotides long. The record is from the annotation of a GenBank genome assembly. Lineage: Eukaryota; Dinophyceae; Suessiales; Symbiodiniaceae.